Molecule: messenger RNA, 2121 nt
Organism: Ostrinia furnacalis (Asian corn borer)
Lineage: Eukaryota; Metazoa; Arthropoda; Insecta; Lepidoptera; Crambidae
Gene: Cbp80
Product: nuclear cap-binding protein subunit 1
Exons: 7
Coding region: 139-2106 (655 amino acids)
Biological process (GO): mRNA export from nucleus; nuclear-transcribed mRNA catabolic process, nonsense-mediated decay
Cellular component (GO): nuclear cap binding complex; nucleus
Molecular function (GO): RNA cap binding; mRNA binding; protein binding
Source: RefSeq, a predicted model, not a curated record
GUUUGACAGAAGUGCUAGUAAUUUCGCGUCCCGUAUUCCCGUUUUUAAUUUUCUGUUCUAACUUUAUUUGAUCUAAUUUCUUCGAAACCGAAUGAAAAGAGUUAAUCACGACAGUAACUAAUUAAUUGUCUUUGCAAAAUGAAUCGCAGAAGGGCUCAUGAUGAUGACGAUGUUUACGAGCGUUUGCAUAGAAAAAGACGUCGUGUGUCGGAAAAUCAAGAAAUAGAAGACAGGUUGGAAUCCCUAAUUUUAAGAGUGGGCGAGAAAAGUAGCUCAACUUUGGAGAGUAAUUUAGAAGGCUUAGCGAGUGUUUUAGAAGCAGAUCUCAGUACAUUUCGAGUGAAAAUCCUACGUAUUCUCACUGAAUGUGCUAUUCGAAUGCCGGAGAAAUGCACUAUUUAUGCGACAUUGGUUGGAUUGCUCAAUGCGAAAAACUAUAACUUUGGUGGAGAGUUUGUGGAAUACAUUGUGAAAACUUUCAAGGAAAACCUGAAGACUGGCAAAUGGAAUGCAGCUCGGUAUUGUUUAAGAUUCAUUUCUGAUUUAGUCAAUUGCCAUGUGCUGGCUGCAUCCUCUUUAUUGACCCUUCUGGAGACUUUGGUAGAUUGUGCAAAUGAGGAUGGUGUUCCCCAAGUGAGGAGAGAUUGGUUUGUGUUCGCCGUGCUGUCCGCCCUGCCGUGGGUAGGGCGGGAGCUGUAUGAGAAGAAGGAAUCUCAACUGGAGCACUUGCUUGUAACUAUUGAAGUGUUUUUGAACAAGCGCAGCAAGAAACACUGGCCGGCACUCAAGGUGUGGUCGGCAGACUCUCCUCAUUUGCAGGAGGAGUACUUAGACUGCCUUUGGGCUCAAAUCAAGAAGUUGAGACAGGAUAAUUGGUCAGAGAAACAUAUUCCAAGACCAUACCUUGCCUUUGAUUCUAUUUUGUGUGAGGCUUUGCAGCAUACACUGCCUGCUAUUCAGCCACCACCUCAUAAUGACGGCGACUCAUAUCCGAUGCCGCGCGUCAUCUUCCGCAUGUUUGACUACACAGACUGCCCUGAUGGCCCCGUUCUCCCUGGGGCACAUUCCAUUGAGAGAUUCCUCAUCGAAGAACACCUCCACAACAUUCUGGAGGCCUACCACCUUGAACGCAAGGAGUGUGCUGCUCAGCUCCUAUGUUUCCCGUACAAAGCUAAAAUACCAUUAGAAUACUGCAUUGUUGAAGUGAUAUUUGCUGAACUGUUCAAUCUGCCCAGACCGAGAUACCUGGAGAUUUGUUAUGGGUCUAUUCUUAUUGAGCUUUGUAAGCUGCAGCCGUCUACAAUGCCUCAAGUACUGGCUCAGGCCACUGAGAUACUGUUCCUGAGAAUUGACACCAUGAAUGUAGCAAGUUUUGACAGGUUUGUGACAUGGUUUUCUUACCACUUGAGCAACUUCCAAUACCGCUGGUCCUGGGAUGACUGGGAGGGAUGUCUGCAGUUGGAAGCUGACCAUCCUAAGCCAAGAUUUAUCAGAGAAGUCCUAGGAAAAUGUCUUAGGCUCUCAUAUCAUCAAAGAAUUAAGGACAUAACACCAGAGACAUUUGCAUCCCUUGUGCCACUGAAACCAGAGCCCAUCUACAAAUAUUCCAUGGAAGGAGCAGCGGCCCUCCCGGGCACCGAAGCAGCGCACCAACUGGUGGUGAACGUGCGCAACAAAUGCACUCCUGAAGAGGCGCUGAACGUGCUACGAGACCUCCCUAACCCGUUAAGGGAGGGUGAGCAGCCGGCAGCGGCGCAGGCGGCUCCUCAUAAUCCAUUGAAGAUAGACGUGUUCGUGCAGACGCUGCUUAAUCUCGGCAGCAAGAGCAUCUCGCAUAGCUUCGCCGCCAUCUCCAAGUUCCACUACGUGUUCAAGGCAAGUUGGCUCUUAUACAGCUGCAAUAAGGCUGACUUUACAACCGCUAAGAUCGACGUGUUCGCUUCGCCGCCAUCUCCAAGUUCCACUACGUGUUCAAGGCAAGUUGGCUCUUAUGCAGCUGCAAUAAGGCUGACUUUACAACCGCUGCGAUCGACGUGUUCGCUUCGCCGCCAUCUCCAAGUUCCACUACGUGUUCAAGGCAAGUUGGCUCUUAUGCAGCUGCAAUAAGGCUGACUUUACAAC